Molecule: messenger RNA, 3966 nt
Organism: Phytophthora nicotianae INRA-310
Lineage: Eukaryota; Oomycota; Peronosporomycetes; Peronosporales; Peronosporaceae
Product: CMGC/MAPK protein kinase
Exons: 2
Coding region: 1-3966 (1321 amino acids)
Biological process (GO): intracellular signal transduction; protein phosphorylation
Cellular component (GO): nucleus; cytoplasm
Molecular function (GO): ATP binding; MAP kinase activity
Source: RefSeq, a predicted model, not a curated record
AUGAUGCGGCGUCGCGAGAGCAACCUGACGCUGGACGAGGAGGAAGACGUGGCUGUAGAGAUCGAACGCAUCGAGCAGCCCUGGAUGGCACCGGAGCUGUUCGAGCAGCUGUGGCUUAACGCCACACAACAAGUGAGUUCCAGCUGUACCUUCACCAAGUACAAGUAUAAAGUUGCUUCUAAAGGCGACAGAACGCGCCGGACAGAGGAAACAGAGACAGAUACCGGUAGCAGCUUCCAGCAGCAAUUCCUGAGAGCUCUGGGGAACGAUCUGGUCGUGUUCCCUCCGAAAUCAGAGCAGGACAAGUUUGUUUUGGCGUAUGCUAGCGUGACCGACCAUUAUGGCCUUAGAACAGUGCUGCUGGUGCGGAUGGAGCAGCUCCAUGACUCGGAACAGAUCGGCAUCACAGUUAAGAACACAGACCCCGUGCACCGCACCAGAAUGACUGCGUUUUUGAGCGUUCUACAGCAACGGAUUCAGCCCGGUAAAGCUCCAAAGAGACCUCAUCCCAGGAGCGGAGACACGAGCAAGUUAUUCCUUGAAGAGAGUGAUCCUGAAGGCACGACGGACUCAGACUCGUCGAUGGCUCCUUCACCGCCAGUCCGGACGCCACCGGCUUCGUCCUCGGCUUCAGUAGAGACGCCUCCUAGACCUAGAGCGACUGUACCAGGUAAUGUACCAAGACCAAUUGAGCGUGGACGAUCACAUACGAUUCGGUACCGUACCGAUCGAGAUAUUUCGUUUGAAGGGUAUUUGAGCAAGAAAAGCGACGUGUUGAUGAGCUGGAAGGCCACGUAUUGCGUACUGGAGGAAGAUACUCUGGCGUUCUAUGAGACUCGCGAAGAUUUCAUCUCCAACUCGAAACUUAUCGGUCGAAUUCAACUUCAGGGUAUCGAGGACGAAGAUAUGGGAAAGCCGAAUGGAUUUCGAGUCAUUGCAGAGGGAAACCACGUCAACCAUUUGAGCUCCAGGACUGCGUUUGAGAAGGAGCAGUGGAAACGAGCCAUCAGUAUUGCUAUUUCUAAAGCUCCGGAGGUGACACGUCCGUAUGUUGCGUUUGCGUCUCAGCCAUUGGAGCCUCAUAAAUUCUAUCGCCUUCUUGGAGCUCUGUUACGACAAGAGAUUGGAGAUUUCCCUCUGCUAUUCCGCAGUAUGCAUCCUGACAUUGUGGUUACGUCCAACUUCCCUCCGAUCGUGCCGUUCUGGGGACAAUAUCGUCGAUAUGACGGCGUGCUAUUGUUCAUUUCGACGUUACUGGAUACCGUUACAGUGGACAAUUUCUCGCUCACCGAAGUCAUCGAGUUAGUGCGUGGUGACGCCGACUGCGUGGACGAGACUGGCGCGAACCAUGACGCUCUCACGCCGUCUCCAAUCACAGCAGACUCGUACGUUUUAUCCCCUAAAUCGACCGAAGCUAAGGGAACUCCUGGUAGCGCAUCGACGCCUUCAGCUCAGUGGACGAAACGAUUGGUUGUCACGGGCAAAGAGACGUACAACUUGCUCAACACGGACAACCGCCGGGUUACGCAGCUGUUUGUGCAUGAAUUAUGGUUAGAUCACAAGGACCGACUGGUUCGCUGGCACUUAAACGGAGAUGCAGUCGCUCUCUCCGUCGCAUUCGACGAUGCCCCACGUGGAGAGAACAUCCGCCUAGUCUUGCCUGGUGAAGCCUCUGCUAUCUCCCAUUCAAUCCCUCCUGGAACGUUCUACGUGCAGAUUUUACGAGCUCAACAACUGCAUUUGUGUGAGACUGGCAACGACCAUGCAGCUAAGGGGAAUGCUCAACACGCGGCGUCUGCGUCUGCUAAGAAAGGGUAUCCAGUGUAUGCACGCUGUAUUCUCGAGGAAGGAACGCAUUUAGAGCAAACGUUACGUGGUUUGGACUUGAAAGAAGGUGAAAAUACGUCCGACGAGCUGCUGAAUGGCGCUCAAAUGGGCUCUCAGAAAGAACAUCGUCGGCCAUCGAAAGGGACGCGGUUCUUCCGAGGUCUUCGACGUGCUGCGGGGAUCUCUGGAGAGCGCGCUGUUGCUACGUUUGGAGAUCCUAGUGGAUGCGUCACGAAUAUCUGCAAGUGUCUGCCAGUUGUGGCUCCAGACGAUCAUCAUAAGGUCGGUACGCUUAACCCGGACUGGUCUAGCAACCUCCGACUUGAAUUUCCAGGCUGUGCUCGAGGAUUCACGUAUUAUCUGAAAGUGGAAGUGUUCCAGAGCCGCUUUAUGCUCCCAGACGAGCUCUUGGGUGUGUGUAAGAUCAACGUCACGCCUCAUUUAGCGCUUGUGAAUGGAUCUGCUGACGCCAAGGCGAACGGCGCUCUCCCUCGGUGGCAUAAUCUGUGUGAUCAGUACAAUGACUGCAAGGAAUCGUGGGCUCCUCCGACGGUGUUUCGUGGUCGUAUUCAGCUCGGAAUCAUCUUCGCGCCUACCGUUACUUCAGCCGAGAACUUCCCUCAAUCCCAAGGCCUUCGACGCAUGGCAAGCGACGGACGAUUAGUGGAAUCCAGACGAGCUUCUGCGGACGAAACGUUACUUCAGAGCUCAUCCAGCUACAACCUCCGCGAGUUCCUUCGAUCCGAUAAAAAAGCGUCAGUUGGAGCGUUCAACUUCCCAUCAGACAAAGGAGGACGCUUCGUGUCUCGCCAGGUUCGAAGCAGGACCGAUUCGUCCAAUAGACGAGCGAACGGAGUCGUGAGUACACAAAAUUUACCACCCAGCAGUGAAGAGAACCGUGAACUUUCACGACUAGCUCGUGAUAACCACACGUUUUCGGGGAAGACAACCAAGUUUGAUGUACCCAAGAAGUACCAGUUGAUCAAGGUGGUGGGGGCUGGAACGUACGGCGAAGUGGUCGCUGCCAGUGACAUCGAGUCUGGCACGACUGUAGCCAUCAAGAAGGUCACGAACGCGUUCCAAGACUUGCCCGAUACCAAGCGGAUUCUGCGCGAAUUGUGUCUCCUUCGACAGCUGAGUCACCCGAAUUUGAUCCAGCUCUACGACGUGCCUCGACCUGAACGUCUGUCGUAUCUAGAAGACAUCUAUUUGGUCACUGAUCUGAUGGAGACAGAUCUGCAUCGCGUUAUUCACUCGACCCAGACACUGACAGACGAACAUGUGGCGCACUUCAUGCGUCAAAUCUUACGAGCGCUGGCAUAUCUACACUCUGCGAAUGUCCUUCAUCGCGACUUAAAGCCGUCCAACAUCUUAGUAACUAGCACGUGUGAAGCCAAGAUUUGCGACCUCGGUUUAGCACGCUAUGUGGAUUAUUCCAAGGCGAAGGAAUCGGACGAUGGGUUUGUGGAGCUGACGGAGUAUGUGGUGACGCGCUGGUAUCGAGCGCCGGAGAUUCUUUUAGACGGAUGCAGAUAUGAUAAACCCUCCGAUUUAUGGUCUGCUGGCUGCAUUUUAGGAGAACUUUUAGGCCGCAAGCCGCUAUUUCCCGGAUCUAGCACCACCAACCAGCUGAACAAGAUCUUUAACGUGCUUGGAACACCCGACAUCGCGUAUAUCUCUAAGAUCCACAAAGAGGCAGCGCAAAAAUGGGUUCAUCGCCAGCGACGGCGCUCCAAGAUUCCGUUUGAAGAGCUCUAUCCGAACGCAAAUCAACAGGCUUUGGAUCUGUUGGAGAAGCUGCUCGUGUAUGACCCCACGCAGCGUAUCACUGCUGUUCAAGCGCUUCAGCAUCCGUACUUACGUGAAGCUUUCCGGUCGGUUAUGGGCGACAAUAGUGGAGAUGAUGAGAUGUUCUUGUACGACCAAACGGAACAGAAAGAGGACCAGUUUGUGGGGAAGAUUGACGAUUCGAAUGAAUACGUGGCCGAGACCAAAGAGGCGAUGCAGAAGGCAGUAUUUGAACAGGUUUGUCACUUUCAUCCUGAAGCCCGAGAGUACGAGGAGUGGUUAGUAAAGCACGACGAGAAGUUCUGCGUAGACCCACAAACGGGCAAGCUGGUGCCUAUCAAGAGUGGAUGA